AUGGACCAAACCCACACUGAACAUCAGCACCAUGACUUCGUCACGGACUACUUUUCUCUUCGAGGUCCUCGGGUGACCCCUGAGUUCGAAUUUGCGAUACAAAUGUCUCUUUUUCUUAAAGAUAUCGAGUGCGCUCUAGAUGACAUGCUAUUCAGCUUAGAUCUUGGAAAUGGUGAAACGCCAUCUGCGAUCGUGAAAACCCCUCGUCCGAUCAAUCUUGUUGACGUCUUCUCUCAUGGAUAUCUGUUCAUAACGGGGGAGGAAACUCCGGAGGAUCUUGCCAUCAUCGAUUACGGCUCUUUUCACGAACUUUACUUUGUCCAACCAUGCUUCGGAGGCGCUGAUCCUCCGCACUCCUUAGAUGAGUGGGAGAUUGAUCCAUAUGAUUUAGGAGGAGCGUAUUCCUCUCAGGACGAAGAGUCGCUGGACACCGGAGAUGUCAUCCCUUCAUCUUCGCCCAAUUCAGUCGCUCUAGAUUUCGUCGGGGGAUGCCAUGCUAUCCAUUCACCUCCAACAGGGUCUGCAGGUGCAUCAUCUCCAUUGGAAUCCAAUGGUGAAAUUACUCCAAAUCUUGAUGUGCAGUACGCUGACAACAUUGGUCACGCAGCGGAUCGCUCCGUUUCCUUCUUGUCAACAUCCCUCAGCGCGACGUCUUCUCUCUUCAGCUCUCAGUACCACUCUAACUAUUCUCUCAGUUCUGGCACAUCUACAUAUUCUCCACAAGCUUACACUAUCGCAGGGUUAGAGAAAAGCAUGUCAGGUUUAUCUAUUGGAGGCUCCUACGAUUUCUGUCUUGCUCGACCUGAAGUUCUGGGUGAUUUGGAGUCUCCGGCGUGCGGUGACAUAAACAAUAUUGAUAUGUCGGUGGAUAUGCACGAAAUCUCUGACGCACUCACUGGGAGGGAUGACAACAUUUCUCAUAUCUCAAGCUCUCCAGACAUUGGCGCUCAUCACCAUACCCAGAAUAAUCCUUUUCUUGGUGCUUCAAUGUCUGCUCAAUUUUCAGGGCACGGUGAUAAAAGUAGUAUUUAUAUGUCCGUGGAUAGGCAUGAGGUCUGCAACUCACCUGCUGACAACGGCGACAACGAUUCUCUUAUCUUAAGAUCCCCAGACACUGGCGCGCAGGAUGUCCGGAACAAUGGCUUCCUUAUUGCUUCUGUGUCUGCCCAAACGGACUGUCUUGGGGCGUCUAAAGCAUAUCACCUCGCUUCUCAAUCGUCGUCGAAGAUCCUAUUUGGAGACAGUCCCAACCCGCCUCCUGGAGCUUCUAUUACUAGCUCAACCAUCCCUUCUGCGCAACCCGCCCGAAUGGUCAAGCCGUUAGCCAAACGCCCGCGUUUCUCAUCGAAAGAUUCGGGCCUGCUCUUAGAGUUGCAAUCCCCAUGUUUCGAUGCCAUUUAUCAUUAG
Molecule: messenger RNA, 1407 nt
Organism: Cantharellus anzutake
Lineage: Eukaryota; Fungi; Basidiomycota; Agaricomycetes; Cantharellales; Hydnaceae
Exons: 2
Coding region: 1-1407 (468 amino acids)
Source: RefSeq, a predicted model, not a curated record